AUGGACUCUUUGUGGAUUUUUGUGCAGCUCAUCACAGCUGCAGCCUUCAUAUGUUCCACAAUCAUAGUAAUCUUCAAAGCCUCAUCCUCUUCAAAGCCUUCACUUCCUUCUGGCUCCCUCGGCCUCCUCUUCGUCGGCGAAACGCUCCACUUCAUCUCCUCCGCUUACUCUCACCGUCCCGACAGCUUCAUGGACACGCGCCGCCGACGAUAUGGGAAGGUUUUCAAAUCCCAUUUAUUUGGAAGUCCAACAAUUGUAUCAACUGAUGCUGAAGUUAACAGAUUUGUUCUACAAAGUGAUGCAAAGGCUUUUGUGACAUCUUAUCCAAAAUCUGUGACGGAUUUGAUGGGAAAAGCUUCUAUUUUGCUCAUUAAUGGCCCUUUGCAUAGAAGAAUUCAUGGUCUUAUUGGAGCAUUCUUCAAGUCAGCUCAUCUUAAAGCUCAAUUAACCAUUGAUAUGCAGAAAUUUCUUCAAAAAUCCAUGUCUACUUGGAGUUCUUCUCAACACAAUCCUAUCCAUAUACAAGAUGAAGCCAAAAAUAUUGCAUUUGAAGUACUAGUAAAGACAUUGAUGAGUUUAGAGGGCGGUGAAGAAAUGGAAUUUCUGAAGAAACAAUUCAACCAAUUCAUUGCUGGGAUUAUGGCUUUCCCAAUAAACAUCCCAGGAACCACACUUUACAGAUCAUUACAGGCCAAAAGGAAAAUGGUUAAGUUAGUGGAAGAAAUAAUAGAAGGUAAAAGAAAGAAGAUGAAUGAGAAUUUGAGUAAUAAUAGAGUCCCAAAUGAUGUUGUGGAUAUCUUGCUGAAUGAUGGAAGCCACCAAGUUACUGAUGAACUCAUAGCAGAUAAUAUCAUUGAUAUGAUGAUUCCCGGCCAAGAUUCAGUCCCGAUCCUUAUCACUUUGGCCAUAAAAUACCUUUCCGACUGCCCGUUAGCUCUUCAACGAUUAGUGGAAGAAAACAUGGAAUUGAAAAGACUGAAAACCCAGCUUGGAGAGCCAUUGAAGUGGACUGAUUACUUGUCAUUACCAUUUACACAAAAUGUCAUAACGGAGACGUUGAGGAUGGGGAAUAUAAUAACCGGAGUGAUGAGAAAGGCGGUGAAGGACGUCGAGAUAAAAGGGUAUCUAAUACCUAAAGGAUGGUGUGUUCUUGUAUAUUUUAGGUCAGUUCAUGUUGAUGAAGAACACUUUGAAAGUCCUUACCAUUUUAAUCCAUGGAGAUGGCAAGAUAAAGACUCAAACAGCUUGAAUUUCACUCCUUUUGGUGGAGGACAAAGGUUGUGCCCUGGACUUGAGUUGGCCAGACUAGAGACUUCCAUUUUCUUGCAUCACUUUGUCACUGAAUUCAGGUAA
Molecule: messenger RNA, 1353 nt
Organism: Cucurbita pepo subsp. pepo (vegetable marrow)
Lineage: Eukaryota; Viridiplantae; Streptophyta; Magnoliopsida; Cucurbitales; Cucurbitaceae
Product: 3-epi-6-deoxocathasterone 23-monooxygenase CYP90D1
Biological process (GO): sterol metabolic process; brassinosteroid biosynthetic process; brassinosteroid homeostasis
Molecular function (GO): heme binding; oxidoreductase activity, acting on paired donors, with incorporation or reduction of molecular oxygen, NAD(P)H as one donor, and incorporation of one atom of oxygen; iron ion binding
Source: RefSeq, a predicted model, not a curated record